UAUGUCAUUCACCUGUCAAAAAACAAGAAAUCGUGGAUGGAUUUUGCAUUUGCGUUUGUGCGUAUUUUUUAAGUAAAUGUAGUAAUAACAUUACAUAAAAACUUUCAGGAUGAGUACCCAGGGUCGAGGGGCUGCCAAGAGAAAAGUAAAGCCGGUGGAGCCUCAGUCUCUUCUUGAUUUUGAUCUAGCAGAAGGUGAAAGUUCUGAUGACUCUGACUUCAGGAUUGAAGACCACCCGGAGGAGAGUGACGAUUAUUCUAUAAACAGUGACGAUGACGACAAAAAAAAAGAUGGAAGUUCUUCAGAAGAGCAGUCUGAAUCAGAUGGAGAAGAUGGACCUAAAAGUUCCAAUAAUAAAAUUGGAGAAGAAAUCUCAGUCACGGACAUUCUUGAGAAGGCAAAACAACAGGAAUUCAAGAUUCCAUUUGAAUUGGCAAAUAUGCUGAUUUGUGCUGGAUGCCUUGGUUCAAGAAGUGACUGCUACAAUGAGAUUGUUGAAUGUGAUGGCUGUGGAGUGACGGUACAUGAAGGCUGCUAUGGUGUGUCGGAUGUUACCAGUGAAUCUAGCACGGUCAGCUCAGCGUCAACGGAACCAUGGUUUUGUGAGGCUUGUAAAGCUGGUGUCACUGAUCCCAGCUGCGAAUUGUGUCCGAAUAAAGGUGGUAUUUUCAAGGAGACAGAAGUUGGAGCUUGGGUUCAUCUAGUAUGUGCACUCUAUGUACCAGGAGUUGCCUUCUCAGAGGUGGAGCGUCUGUCAGGGGUGACGCUGUUCGAAAUGGCGUAUUCCCGGUGGGGCGCGCGCUCGUGUGCCCUCUGCGAAGACACGACACUCGCCCGUACUGGCGUCUGCGUUGGUUGCGACGCCGGGCUUUGCAAGACGUUCUUCCAUGUCACAUGUGGUCAACGCGAAGGUUUGCUAGCAGAGGCGCAUACCGAAGAGGCCGAGCAAGCAGAUCCGUUCUACGCUCACUGUCGCUUGCACUCUGAUAAAGCCCUAGUCAAGAAAAGAAAACGAAAUUGGCUCGCUUUACAGCUGAGGACCGAAAAGCGAAAACUGGAGCUUCAAACAAAUAUAACAACAGAUGAGAAACUCCGAAUACAAAGGAAGCUUGUCAAGUACAGGAGAAAGUACUUGCAACAGAAGGAGAAUAGGAAUCCACCAUGGGUGCCAACUCAAAAAAUGGCUCGGAUGCUGUAUAGCAGCGCAUCUGCCAUGAGAAAGUUCGCGCGUAAGGCAGAGUGCAUGGGCAUAGAUACGCAUGCCCUUGAAUUUCAAGAUGCUCAGAUGGCAGCACUAAAAGAUGUUUCUCGUCGCUGGCACGUCCCACCGGCUUUUUCUGUGGAAUUCGUCGGGUAUUACCUAGAGAGAAACUCCCGCGUCACUUCACUGCGAAAAUCACUUGAGAGGCUGACAAAAGAAAAUGAAAAAUUGUUGAGUGAAGAUGAGAAUCUCAGGACGGAGUACGAUGAGGCAUCAAAAGAGAACACGGACGCUCUUGCCGAGUUGACGUCAACGAAGCAAGCUCUCCAGAAGAUAUACGAUGCGAUCAUUGCUCUAUGUCCCAAGAAGGUCGCUCCACCCAUCAUGGAAGAAAAGCCCCUCAUCCCGCCGGUCAUACAACGCUCCACGCCGAAAGUCACACCGUAUCAGCUUCAGAAACGUGAGUCGGCCAGCAGAUCAAUGUCUGUGCCCACCGCGGCUGCACUUAAGAUGGGCGUUGGUUUUCCUCUUAGCGACAACCCGGACGCUCGCCAUGGAAAAGUUUUGUCUACGUCGCUUGAAGCGACGACAGGCGCCUUAGCGGCCCGCGAGUGCGCCGUGUGCGGCCGCAGCAGCGAGCGGCACCUCAUGGCGGCCUGCGACACCUGCCGCCACCACUACCACCUGCACUGCCUGCGCCCGCCGCUGCAGCGCCCGCCCAAGAAGAGCAAGCUCUACGGCUGGUACGUACUCGAUACCACAACGCCCAGUCACCCAUACAUCCACAGUCUCCCCUCGACACCUGCCGCCACCACUACCACCUGCACUGCCUGCGCCCGCCGCUGCAGCGCCCGCCCAAGAAGAGCAAGCUCUACGGCUGGCAAUGCUCCGAGUGCGACAAGACAUCCGACUCCGAACCAGAAGUUUUGGAGAAAAAAGUUCCGCGUCGAUCGCGAAUACGGUACAGCAAAGAUGGCGCCAUCAUCACCGAACCGCAAAGCCCCGAGUCGGUCACUACUUCACCGCCCAAACCCAAUAGAAAGGCCCCAUAAGAUUGAGAAAGUUGCCACCACAGAAAACAUGUCUCCAAUCAAAGUCACGAUAAAGCCCUUCGACUUUAGCAGUGAAAACGAAGGCAGUGAAUUCAAAAAGAAAGAUAAAAAGAUUAAGAAGUCAAAGCAAAAGGAGCACGCGUCCGCAUCGGCCGGGGAAGGCGAGUCUCCAUCAAAGAAAUUGAAACGCAGUUUCACUUCACCGACGCUUACGAAUACGCCGCUAAUGUCCAUCACACCGAUUGUCGCAGACAGCCCCAACGAUUCUCACAAUGAGAACUCAAAUGCUUCGACAACUCUGCCCCCGGUGAAGCGUGAUGAGACCGUUCAGAAUAUAUCCUUCUCGUCUCUUCUAAAUGACGCAAAGGAGAGGGACAGUAAAGCGAUUGAAUCGUCAAUCGAGAGCACACUCGCUAAUUUGUCGUCGGACAUCGCGACGUACAAAGCGAAUAGGAAACGAAGGAAAGAGAAGCACAGGUCAAGGUAUUCGCCAGAUCUGCUGCGUUCGCCGUCGAAAUCACAUAAGCACAAACGGAAGAAGAAGUGUCAGGAUAUGGAGAACCCUGAGAUGCCUCAUCCAAGAAUAACCAUCAAGAUCAAGCCCAUUCCUAAGCCUGAUGGGUCAUUAGAUACCCAGAUGUUCUACGUGCCAACUGACAGCAAUGACGGGCCGCCACCUGCUAUGAUGAAAAAAAUGUCAAAGCAGGUAGAACAAGAUGUGGCCAAGCCUCCACCACCACAGCCGGAAGUCCCGUUAGAACCUAUCGCAGAGGGAGACACUGCAACUCCUCUUGCUAUAAAUCCCGAGGAAAAUCCAGUGGAACUUACAAAACCUAAGGUAAGAAAUACCCCCCUUCCCUUUGGUAACAAAACAAAAUCUAGUUGCACCAUCUUACUUUAUCAAAAGUUUUUACUUAUUGUUUUCGUCGUUUCGCCGCAUCCAGUAAUUGCUUUCGGAACUGAUAUGGGUUCCUACACUUACGAAGAGUAUGCCGAUAUCAUGUUUUGCUAUGGGUUUAGUAAUGGAUGUGCUACAGGUGCGAAAAGGGAAUAUGUUCGUCGUUAUCCUAAUCGCCGGGCACCCCAUAUGCGAGUAUUUACGGAUACGUAUCGUCGAUUAAGAGAAACUGGUAGUGUUCAUGCACGGACGCCUUGGGAUAGUGGUAAUACUCGAAUUCAUGGUCUGGAUGAAGAAGAUGAAGAGGAAGAACAAGAAAUGCUCGAUCAAUUUCAACCACUGCCUACUGCAUUUGUUGCUGUGAAGCCCAAAAGCCAUGGACUCACUAAAUUGAAGAGGAGCCGAACGAGUCGGGCCCGAAGAACUACAGGAGGCGAGACAUCGUCGCCCGCGCAAGCCAUGACGCCGCUGACGCACUGCGACGUGUGCACGCAGCCCGGAGACAAUACCAACCUUGUCAGAUGUGACGAGUGCUUCAAGAGGUAUCACUUUACUUGCCUGGAGCCGCCUCUCAACAAGAACCCCAAGAAACGCGGCUAUUCGUGGCACUGCGCUGAUUGCGAUCCAACGGAUGUGGAGGAGAACAACUAAAAUUGUAUUAAAGGUUAAUUAUUAAUCUCAAGGAAAUCAAUUUACUUAGCAACUAAGUAAGUGUAGUGUGAAGUGAAAUAACAGUAUUUCUUGAGUUUUGUAAUGAGACCUGGUGUUAACAUAAGUACAAUUUUAAUAUCUCUUAUUCAAAUUCAAAUUCUUUAUUGCUCCAAUGUUGGUAUAUAAAAGUUCUUACAUAUAGACAUAGACCCAUAACAUGGACCCUGCUAGGGUAUUGCAACAUGAUUACUUCAAUAAUACACCUAAUAGCCAUAAAAAUUGUUUGAUCGGUAAUAAAAACUUCUUUAAUGAAAGUCUUAUGUUUUCGCCAGAUCCAGUUGCUUCGUAUUUGAGUUCAAAUAAAUCUCUUUUCUUAUAAACUUAUUAAUUAUGAGUACAUAUUGAUAUGUAUCGUAUUGAAGUAAAUUUAUUUUUAAGUACCCAAAAAUAAAUAUUUAAUAAUAUA
Molecule: messenger RNA, 4268 nt
Organism: Ostrinia nubilalis (European corn borer)
Lineage: Eukaryota; Metazoa; Arthropoda; Insecta; Lepidoptera; Crambidae
Product: PHD finger protein 14
Biological process (GO): regulation of transcription by RNA polymerase II
Source: RefSeq, a predicted model, not a curated record